GAGCGACAGUUUCGGUUGGUAACACUGUACUCAGGGAAAUACGAAAGUGCAAUGUAGUGCGAUCAUUGCCCGCCUUUUACGUUGGCAAGUUGUUUUCGGUUUUUCUUUUAAAAAUGAAGUUUACUUGUAGCAUAUGCAUGGACAAUUUUAGCAGCGAGAAUGUCGACAACAUAACUGCCACUGGUUGCGGUCAUGUUUUUCACGAGAUGUGCCUUCUCCACUGGACGGAAAUGUCCAAGACGUGCCCGGCUUGCAGGAAGCCGUUGCGCCCGAAGCAAGUGUUCAAGCUCUUUUUUAAUGUGUCUGAAACGAAAGAAGUCGACGUCGGAGACCUUCAGAACAAGCUGGACGACGCGAAGGCACAGCUAAGGGCAGCGAACGUGGAGAAGAUCAAACAGCAAGAAGCAGCCGACACGCUCAAGGCUUUCCUUAUUCAACGAGAGGAAGAACUUCAGAAAUUCAAGGACAAGUACAUGGAUGCGCUUGGCGAAAGGGCCCAGUUGCAAGCUAAGAUACAGUCUAUGCGAAAGGAAGUAUCAGAAAAGCGCCAAUUAUACGACGAAAACAUUACUUUGCGGUCUCGAAUAACGGGCUAUGAAAGCCUCAGAAAGCUGAUAGACAGUAACGCAAAGGAAGCAGACGAGCUUCUCAAGUCUUAUGCAGAUGGACCUGGCGCUAUUAAGCUUUUGGCGACGUAUUGUGUUCUUGUGAAACGCCAACUGCAAACUGUAACGGAGAGCCGGUCACAGCUGAACAAGGAGGCGCUUGACUUACGGAAAAAGGUGGCCUACUUGGAAGUUCUGACGAGAGAGAGAGUGGCCCGCAUACGUGCAUUGGAAGGGGAUGUUAGUCACCUCAAGGACAUGCUCCACAGGGCUGAACUCAAAGCGGAGAAGGGCAGCACUUCUGCGAGCACAAAUGCCGAUGAUGGUCUGAUUGCAGAAAGCCCAGCGCCUGAACGAAUGAAACGUCCACGCUUGACAAACCCGGAAGAAACACCUUCUCCAGGUGUUGCCUCUCCAGCUCUUCGUAUUGUGACCUCUGCUUGGCAGUCGAAGGCUCCAAAUGGUGCAACACCGACGAGGGAACCACUGUUGCCACGGAAAACAAGCUUUUUCCGUCCACCUGCUGCUACAGAUUCAUUCAAGUCGGUCAUUCGGACUGGCUACAAUGGUCUAGGCGGUCAUUCAAAGCAUGUUGUUGGAUCGAAGCCAUCUCUGAAGAAAUUCUAGGGUCCUUUCUAAUACAUUGAUGCUUGCAUAUACCAUUGUUAGCUUCUUUCGUUUUGUGUAAAUAUGUUAUUUAUUCUAGCAAACAUAUGGUCGCUUAUAUGGAUACCAUAACGUAAAUGCACUCAAAUUUCACAUUUUUUUACCUUGAUUUCGCUGACCAUUUAUGCAUGUAUUCUCACACACACACAAAAAAAAAUUAUUGAUGCAUUGUGAAAAUAAAAGUGUUAUGUAAGUAUAUUUCUAGCCUGCAUGUUUUAAGCUUUAAGGUGGCUCAUAUGGCAUGUUUAUUUUGAAACGAUGGUAACUAAAAAAGCCCAAAUAAAUCAUUUUCUACCAUGUUUGACUGUAAUGUUUGAGUAUGCACACCUUCAGGCCACUGCCAUUAGUACAUUUCUGUGAUGUGACCCAAAAGAACCAACAACCAUCCUUCUUUGCAUGUCACUAACCUCCUUAGAGAGAGCUCCAGAAACACCUAUCGAGAGUUGCAAAUAAAUAACCAUAGGAUGCAGUGGCGCACCGACAAAAAGGGGGUGAGGAUUUGGAGGUUGUAACUUCCCUCCAGAGGUCAGCCGACCCAACCCUUGGACUUCUCCAAAAGGCUUUUUCUGUGUGUGCGUGCAUGUGCAUGCAUGUGUUUAUAGGUACUCUUGAAAAACAUGAUUUCUUGCCAAAUUCUUACCACUCUUUCAAACAGAAAUCUUGGUGUUUUAAUGUAUAGAUGCAAUAUAGGAGAUAAAUGUUUUGGCCAGACGGCGUCUUGUGCAGUGCUUAAAGGUUGCAAUCGAGCCAUGAGGAUGGCUGCUGUGGUAGAAUCAAGUUUCGUGAGAAUGUUAUAGUAUACUAUACACUUAAACCUUGAUAUAACGAACUUGAAUAUAAUGAAAGCUCGAGAUAAAUUAUUUAACACUUCAUAAUUUUUUGUCCAUAGUACAUGCAUUUUGAAUCUCAGUAUAACGAAGUAUGUUUAUACACGAUUUCAAUAUAACGAAAUUUCGCUGCCACUAUGAAGGAAUACCGAGACAAUAAAUGGAAACUUCCGCAG
Dermacentor silvarum is the source of this 2274-nucleotide messenger RNA. Its product is annotated as E3 ubiquitin-protein ligase TRAIP-like. The record is from RefSeq and is a predicted model, not a curated record. NCBI's taxonomy places the organism in Eukaryota, Metazoa, Arthropoda, Arachnida, Ixodida, Ixodidae. Bases 114 to 1232 code for a protein of 372 amino acids. The transcript has 5 exons.